Molecule: messenger RNA, 822 nt
Organism: Bombina bombina (fire-bellied toad)
Lineage: Eukaryota; Metazoa; Chordata; Amphibia; Anura; Bombinatoridae
Exons: 4
Coding region: 116-763 (215 amino acids)
Source: RefSeq, a predicted model, not a curated record
GUUCCUGCUGUUACAUUGGGGAGGCUAAAUAAAUGCUCUGAGCUUCCCAUGAUAACAGCAGCUUCAGGUGACAAAGCAAAUAAAUCCAGAUACGGAAAAGUGGAGCAAAGUCAAAAUGGGUGAAAAGCACAACAAUUUACCACGCUCAGAUCUCUCUGUGUCUGGCAGCAGAACGUGGGAACAAUACAGAGGUUGUUCUUAUCUGGAUGCUCCAUAUUCUGCAGUCUCUCUAGAGAAGCCACAUUUCAAAUUCCCGUGUAAUCAGCACAUUAGUGGAACACCUGUCACCACUCUUUCAAAUAAGCCUCCAGUACGAAGGAUAAUGGUUGACCUUCGACCUGUCUUGGAGCAGGUCAUGGAAUCAAGUGAUGAAGAGGAGGACAGUUCAGACUGUAGAAACAAGUGUAUUUACCAUUUGAGGGAUGAAAGCUUUCAGUCACAAAGAGAGGAAAACAAAUUCAGAGUAUCUGUACCUCUGAACAAAAACAAAGGCAUAAGGGAAGUGAAUGUAUAUCUCCCACCUUUACCCCAGAGCCAAGCGGAGUCAAGGACAGAACUAGAGGAACAAAGGAGAGUGACUUUGGUGGCAGUCAGGCAUGAUGGAGCCCUAACUUGUCAUUCCAAGCCCAAACCCACAUACCCACUUCCAGACUGUUUUCCCAGAGUCAUUUUAAAUCAAGAACCAGCCCAGAAAACCCUUGAAAAGGAGAGGCUAUUUAGAAAUGUAGGUGCCAUGCAUUUGUGUCCUUUAGUCAUUGAGUAAGAGAUAUUGGAGAACAUAAGUAGCUACAAUAAAUAAAAACCAUCUACUUUACACAACCA